CCUUCCAAAGCACUGCUGCUGCGGCAGGGAAGGGGAGGAAGGCGUGCAUACCUUUACAAAGACCCCCACCCCCCACCCCGAACGGAAGACGUGCAAGCUCUGCUGCCGGGGGAGGGGGGGUGCUGCGCCGGUGGGGCAGGAGGGGCCGAAGGGAAGAGCAGCAGCCGGGCCUCCUGCGACCCUCCCCCCGGUUGCAAAGGCUGCAGCAGCUCCGAGGGCCGGAGGAGGGGAAGGCGAGGCGGCCAGUCAAGUGACUCAAGGCAUCUCUAUCCAGUCGGAGGUGACCCAAGAGAAGGGGACGGAGAUGGAAGAGCAGGACCCAGAAGGAGCUGCAGCUGGCAAGACAGCAAGCAAAGGCCCCCCUCCCACCCAAGCUGGGGGUGGUGGUGAAGGCUGGGAAAGCCCCGUGCCAGAGACACCUUCUCAGCUCACGGAGAUCUCAGAGGUGCAUGGCCAACACUUCCGGCAGUUCCAGUACCGUGAGGCUGAUGGGCCCCGAGAGGUUUGCAGCCGGCUCCAUCGACUCUGCAGCCACUGGCUGAAGCCAGAGAGGAACUCCAAGAAGCAGAUGGUGGACCUGGUGAUCCUGGAGAGGUUCCUAGCCCUCCUGCCCCAGGAAAUGCAGCGCUGGGUCAGGGAAUGUGGGCCGGAGACCAGUUCCCAGGCGGUGGCCUUGGCCGAAGGUUUCCUCCUGAGUCAGGCCGAGGAGAAGAGGCAGGCAGAGCAGAUGUGGGGACCAUCCUGGGAGAGAGAAGCUCCAUUCCCUGAGGCAGAACGAGGUUCCUUGGAGGAAGGGCAGAGGGCGCAGGCCCAGGAGGGUGCCCAAGAUGCCCUCUCUUGGGGCACUGGAGAAGUUCUGCUGAGCCAUCAUCUUUCCAGAGGUGUGGAAACAGCUGCUUUACCUCCAGUCCAGUGCCCCUUUUCCUUUGAGGAGGUGUCUGUUUGUUUCACCCAAGCAGAAUGGGACCUGCUGGAUCCGGACCAGAAAACCCUCUACAGGGAAGUCAUGCAGGAGAACUAUUGGAGUGUAAUCUCUCUGGCAGAGGAUGAUCACAGAAACGAGGAGGGUGAGGAAUUUGAGCAGCAGUUGCCAGAUGAAGUUCAAGACUUGGAAGAAAACAGUCGAAAUCAAGGAAGACCUAAAAGAAAGAAAGGCAGCUGUAUGGAUGACAAGAGAAAAGGAAAAAGGCUUAAUGUACAUUUUCCAAAGAAGAGAAUAAUUAAGACAUUCCGUCAGAGUGGCCAUCUUCAACUGCAUCAGAGAACUCACACAGGGGAGAAACCUUUUGAAUGUUCAAAGUGUGGAAAGAGAUUCCGUCAGAGUGGCCAUCUUCAACUGCAUCAGAGAAUCCACACAGGGGAGAAACCUUUUGAAUGCUCAGAGUGUGGAAAGAGAUUCGGUCUCAGUGGCACUCUAAAACGGCAUCAAACAACCCACACAGGGGAGAAACCUUUUGAAUGCUCUGAGUGUAGAAAGAGAUUCAGUCAUACUAGCCAUCUUCAACUGCAUCAGAGAACCCACACAGGGGAGAAACCUUUUGAAUGCUCAGAGUGUGGGAAGAGAUUCAGUCAGAGUGUCCAUCUUCAACGGCAUCAGAGAACCCACACAGGGGAGAAACCAUUUGAAUGUUCAGAGUGUGGGAAGAGAUUUGGUCUCAGUGGCACUCUAAAAUUGCAUCAGAGAACCCACACAGGGGAGAAACCUUUUAAAUGCUCAGAGUGUGGGAUGAGAUUCAGUCACGGUGGCGCACUAAAACUACAUCAGAGAACCCACACAGGGGAGAAACCUUUUGAAUGCUCAGAGUGUGGAAAGAGAUUCAGUCAUAGUAGCUAUCUUCAACUGCAUCAGAGAACACACACAGGGGAGAAACCUUUUGAAUGCUCAGAGUGUGGGAAGAGAUUCAGUCUCAGUUGCCAUCUUCAACGGCAUCAGAGAACUCACUCAGGGGAGAAACCUUUCGAAUGCUCAGAGUGUGGAAAGAGAUUCCGUCAGAGUGGCCAUCUUCAGCGGCAUCAGAGAACCCACACAGGGGAGAAACUUUUUGAAUGUUCAGAAUGUGGGAGGAGAUUUGGUCUCAGUGACAAUCUAAAAGUACAUCAGAGAACCCACACAGGGGAGAAACCUUUUGAAUGCUCAGAAUGUGGAAAGAGAUUCAGUAAUAGUCGCCAUCUUCAAUUGCAUCAGAGAACCCACACAGGAGAGAAACCUUUUGAAUGCUCAGAGUGUGGAAAGAGAUUCAGACAGAGUGGCCAUCUUCAACUGCAUCAGAGAACCCACACAGGGGAGAAGCCUUUUGAAUGUUCAGAGUGUGGGAAGAGAUUUGGUCACAGUUGUACUCUAAAACUGCACCAGAGAACCCACACAGGGGAGAAACCUUUUGCAUGUUCAGAAUGUGGAAAGAAAUUUAGUGUCAGCGGCAAUCUAAAACUGCAUCAAAGAGCCCACACAGGGAAGAAACCUUUUGAAUGCUCAGAGUGUGGAAAGAGAUUCAGUCGGAGUGGCCAUCUUCAAUGUCAUCAGAGAACCCAUACAGGAGAGAAACCUUUUGAAUGUUCACAGUGUGGAAAGAGAUUCAGUCAGAGUGGCACUCUUCAACGGCAUCAAAGAACCCACACAGGGAAGAAACCAUUUUAUGUUGAGAAUUGUGGAAAGAGUCUCAGUUGGAGUGGCUCUCUUCAGCUGCACCAGAGAACCCACAUGGGGAAAACUUCUUUGAAUGCUCUGAGUGUGGAAAGAGAUUCAGUUGGCAUGGAUAUCUUCGACAGCAUCUUAAGAAUCCACACAGCUUAG
This is a messenger RNA of Heteronotia binoei (common prickly gecko), 2791 nucleotides long. Its product is annotated as oocyte zinc finger protein XlCOF6-like. The transcript is spliced from 8 exons. Gene Ontology annotation, biological process: regulation of transcription by RNA polymerase II. NCBI's taxonomy places the organism in Eukaryota, Metazoa, Chordata, Lepidosauria, Squamata, Gekkonidae. The coding region runs from base 305 to 2791 and encodes 828 amino acids. Gene Ontology annotation, molecular function: RNA polymerase II cis-regulatory region sequence-specific DNA binding; DNA-binding transcription factor activity. The record is from RefSeq and is a predicted model, not a curated record.